UGGCACACAUCUAAUUUCUCCGCACAGUAAUGCUUCCAAAUUCCUUGUGAUCGACCCGUAGUGAUGGAGUCGAGGGUGGACAGUAGUGGGGGCCAGCCGAACACCAUUAUGAUCCAGCUGGUGUCCCAGCAGCCGAGCUCCAGCGGACAUGCACAGGCCAUGCCCAUCUCGGUGCAGGCGAUUCCCCUGUUUCCCGGCUCCCGAACAGCCAACGAGCAGUCUCGGCCAUCGGACUCCUUAUCCCCCAAUAUGAGACCGCCGGCCAAAGCUCCUCCCCGAAUGCACUCAAGAAUCCGACCCGAAAUGUGCGCUCCACCCAAACGGAUGUCUUCGCAGAAUGAGUUCAAGUGUUCCUAUCCGCGGUAUUCCUCCAGUGGAGUUAACCAACCGCCGGUGCGGUACGUGGUCCGUUCAGCGGACCGGAUGCUCCCCAUCUACAUUCCUUCACCUCGCACUGCCAGCAAUUCUCUGGGCAAUGUGCGGGGUGGGCGGAUGGAAGGGGAGUGUCCUUGCUGUGGCGUUCCAUUGAUUCCGGGAAAGGAGACUUUGGGACUUCUUCCACCACAAGAAAAAGAGAACCUUGGUCGCCGAGAUCAGGCCACCAAUACCGAUGGCCAAACGGAUCUGGUGGACCUACAGACGAUCUGCGAGUCCUUGGGUCGUGCUGUAAUGGCAGCAGCCAUGGCAGCCAUGGAAUCAGCUCAGAAAAACCAUUUGGAAAAACCCACACUCGUUAGUAGAAGUACUGGUCCUGAGAGGUCCAAGGACCCAACCAAUAUUACUUUUCAGAAGCACACACAAUCGCCCUCACAAAACAAGCAGAAACAGUUGGAAGCGGAGAUUACUGGUGAUGAAACAACAUCAGCGGAUGAGAAAAUUGUCUCGGAUGAUGAGAAACGCGUAUCCCAGCAUAAAACCAGCUUUUUGAACACAGUGCUCGUAGGAAGAAAGCUGACUAUUGGUGAAAAGUCUUCAGAUGAGAUGCUGGAACUGACGAUACCUUCACGUCUAUCUGAUGGACGUUUCCACGUGGAAUAUCCCAAAACACCCAGACCAACACCGGAGUUCAUUCGGGCAUCUGUGAACAUACCCUAUGGAUCCGCGUCAGAGCAUUCCCGCCUGAAUUCCGGUGCCUUGGAAACUGGGGGGACUCCCAUCGGGAAUAGCAACAUAAUCAGUAUGUGCCAGCGAGCUGGUCUUGUCCUGGCAAAGCCAUUGACUUCUGCAGGGAAACCUUUAGUCGGAAAUCAAGUCUCUGCAUUGAUUGCAGCUGAAGAUUUCCGGAGUGUCUCGAUUAGGAGAAGGUUCCCCACGGAAAAGCUCCCUCCAGCUAAAACUACAGAGACUUCUGGCCCAACAUCCCCCAACUCAUCCCUGACUGCAGUAAAACAGUCAGAGGAUCCAUAACCUACAUUAUUGUAAUGCAAAAUUUAAAGUACUUUUAACGAAACAUAUAUUCUAGUCGAAUAAAAGAAUUUAUAAAACUAAA
This is a messenger RNA of Drosophila elegans, 1489 nucleotides long. RefSeq lists its product as uncharacterized. The record is from RefSeq and is a predicted model, not a curated record. Lineage: Eukaryota; Metazoa; Arthropoda; Insecta; Diptera; Drosophilidae. The transcript has a single exon. Bases 64 to 1407 code for a protein of 447 amino acids.